CGACAUAUUAUAAUAUUUUGAUAUACACUAUUUUGAGUAGAAGUACUAAAAAGUAACAUUUUUUAAAUUUAUAAUUGGACAUGUUAAAAACAUAUUGACUUGAAUUGACUUCACAACACGCACACGAAUAUGCUGAUAAAAAAAUAAUGAGAAGGUAGAAAGAUUGGAAAGUUUGGUGGAAAGGAAAGCCUUUCCGUGUCGACUCAUACGAGUUCUCAUUCGUAGACUUGAUCGCGCAUCGCAAAGUAGUGGUCAACUUUCUGUCACUUAUUACUGGUGACUUUUUGUCACUUAUUACUGAUCAAAUAGGCAGUAAAAAUGACUGAACAAAUUCCGAAGUAUGAAUUUCUGUCGGAGGAGAAAACAAACGAAAUGCUAAAAUUAUUUAAGGGUGAACGUACUGGCUGGGUUAUGGUGAGUCCAAAGAGAUACAUUUUUCCAUUGAGAUUUAUUGAACAAGGCGCCGGAUUUUAUAACAUCAAAGCUAGAUCGGAUGACACAUGGGUGAUGAGCUAUCCGAGAUCGGGUACUACAUGGACGCAGGAAUUGGUAUGGCUACUGUCAAAUAAUUUGAAUUUUGAUUUGGCAAAAAGUCGGCUGCUCAAUGAGAGAUUUCCUUUCCUAGAAUUCAGUUUGUUUAAUCAUGCAGAAGUGACUCUUGAAUUUCUUUCUGAAAACCAAGACGACAAAGCGAAACAGCAGUUUUGUAAAGACAUAGCUAAGCCCGGCUAUGAAGUUGUUAACGCGAUGCCAUCGCCUAGAUUUAUUAAAACUCAUUUUCCACUUAGUAUGCUCCCAGGUCUUUUAGAUGUUGGUUGUAAGGUCAUUUAUGUUGCUCGUUACGUAAAGGACGUUGCUGUUUCCUGGUUUUAUUUGAAUAAGACCAUUCGUACUCAGGGAUAUAUCGGUGACUUUGCCACUUUUUGGGAUUAUUUUCAAAACGAUUUAACUGCUUACAGUCCGUACUGGAGUCAUUUAAAGGAAGCGUAUGCCUUAAAAGAUCAUCCAAAUCUUUUAUUUAUAUUUUAUGAAGAAAUGCAACAUGAUUUCCCAAAAGUAAUCAAGAAAGUAGCAAAAUUCUUGAAUAAAACGUAUAGUGACGAAGAAAUAUGCAAAAUUUCUGACUACCUCGAUAUAAAAAAUUUUCGUAAUAAUGAGAUGGUAAAUUAUUCAGAAUUUAGAGCCUGUGGAAUAAUAAAACCAGAACAUCCUUUUGUUCGAAAGGGCGGGAGUGGCGGUUGGAAAAACUUCUUUACUCCUGAAUUAAAUGCUAAAGCAGAUAAAUGGAUUGAAGAAAAUCUCAAAGAUACCGACUUACAUUUCCCAUUUUUCAAUAAUCACAUAAAUAACAAUAAUUAAGAAAUUAUCAAAAAAAUUAAAAAAGUUUUUAUC
Pogonomyrmex barbatus (red harvester ant) is the source of this 1392-nucleotide messenger RNA. RefSeq names its product sulfotransferase 1E1. The record is from RefSeq and is a predicted model, not a curated record. Gene Ontology annotation, molecular function: sulfotransferase activity. NCBI's taxonomy places the organism in Eukaryota, Metazoa, Arthropoda, Insecta, Hymenoptera, Formicidae.